AUGCCCCGAUCGGGGAAAGGUUGCAAAUCCACACCAACUCGGGAUAAAGUCGCGCUGAAGUUCUCCAGGGGUUCUUCCACAUGGAGGGUGUGGUGGUGGCCCACUCCUCUCGAGAUGCCGAGGGACGUGUCGUUCUCUCUCGUCCCAGACUCUGGAUGGAGGUCAGUACAAGAAGACGGUCAUGACCCCAUGAACUUGGACGGAUCGGGCCAGCCAACCUUUUUACUCCAUUCAGAUUUCGUUCUCGACUUUGGUUCUUCCAAUAAAACACACGGACAUCUUUCACAUUCUGUUGUGGUCCACCUACUCCGGAAAGAACAACAUCUCGCAGUCGAAAAGAUGCAGCCUCAAAGUGGUCUGUCGGCGCUUGCCGCCCUCGUCCCCAUGGUUCUGGCCUUGCCUCAACAGCAGCCUCCUCCACCAGGCCCUCCAGCUGCUUGUGCACCGGUCAACAUCAUCGUCGCCCGUGGCAGUCUCGAGGCGCAGGGCGCCGGUUUGUUGGGCAAUAUUGCCAUGAACGCGUCGAUGCAGAUUCCCGGCUCCGUCAUUACGCCAUUGGUGUACCCGGCACAACUCGACCCGUAUCCGCCUUCCGUGUCGGCUGGUGUGAUGAACAUGACGACUCUUCUUAAUCAACAGGCGCAGCAGUGCCCCCAGUCGAAGCUCGUUCUGAUGGGAUACUCUCAGGGCGCACAAGUGUCGCUGGACACUCUUUGUGGUACCACGGAUGGCCCGAACUUCAACACGACUGUUGCCCAGGCACCCAUGGUCGGAAGCAAGAUCGCUGCCGUCGUCUUGUUCGGUGACCCAACCUUCAUCGCCGGCCAGCCCUUCGCCAAGGGAACCUCAAAGAAGAACGGCAUCUUCCCUCGUAUGGAUCUCGGCCCAUGCCAGACCCUGACGAGCAAGUUCGCAUCAUUCUGUGAUGACACGGAUCUCUUCUGCGCCUCGGGCCAGAACUUGACCGUCCAUCUCGGCUACUUCUCGAAGCAGGACUACGUAGCCCAGGCAUCUUCAUUCAUCGUGCAGCAGACCAAGUAA
Colletotrichum lupini is the source of this 1041-nucleotide messenger RNA. RefSeq names its product cutinase. Bases 1 to 1041 code for a protein of 346 amino acids. The record is from RefSeq and is a predicted model, not a curated record. The transcript has 5 exons. Gene Ontology annotation, molecular function: hydrolase activity. NCBI's taxonomy places the organism in Eukaryota, Fungi, Ascomycota, Sordariomycetes, Glomerellales, Glomerellaceae.